Messenger RNA from Eptesicus fuscus (big brown bat), 1490 nucleotides. It is a transcript of the gene GJD4, whose product is annotated as gap junction protein delta 4. Gene Ontology annotation, cellular component: connexin complex. Bases 46 to 1146 code for a protein of 366 amino acids. The record is from RefSeq and is a predicted model, not a curated record. The transcript is spliced from 2 exons. Lineage: Eukaryota; Metazoa; Chordata; Mammalia; Chiroptera; Vespertilionidae. Gene Ontology annotation, biological process: cell communication.
UCUUCUGACAUCCCGGCAGCCUUGAGUCUUCAACAUUCUGGAAGCAUGGACCGUUUGGACUUGCUUGGGUUCCUCAUCAUCACGUUAAACUGCAAUGUGACUAUUGUGGGGAAGAUCUGGCUUAUCUUCAUGAUCCUGCUGAGGAUGGUGGUGAUCAUUGUGGCUGGGUCCCCCGUUUACCAGGAUGAGCAGGAGAGGUUUGUGUGCAACACCCUGCAGCCAGGGUGCGCCAAUGUCUGCUAUGACGUCUUCUCCCCAGUGUCCCACCUACGCUUCUGGCUGGUCCAAAGCGUGUCUGUUCUCCUCCCUUCCGCGGUUUUCAGUGUCUAUGUGCUGCACAAAGGAGCUGAGCUCGCCGCCUGGGGACCCUGUGGGCCAGAGGGCGGUUCAGGGAGCCAGGACCUCGCAGACCUGAGCCCCAGGGAUAGGCACUGCCCUCUGCCCUGCAGGGAGGGGCGCAGCCUAGUGGUGCCAGACUUUUCCUCCGGCUACAUUGUGCACCUCUGUCUUCGGACCCUGGCAGAGACAGCGUUCGGGGCCUUGCAUUACCUCCUCUUCGGAUUCUCGGUCCCCAGCAGAUUUUCCUGCGCCCACUCUCCCUGCUCUGGCGCGGUGGAUUGCUACGUCUCUCGGCCCACAGAGAAGUCCACGCUGAUGCUCUUCCUCUGGGCACUCAGCGCGCUCUCUGUGCUGCUCAGUGUGGCUGACCUGCUCUGUAGCUUGGGCAGGAGGACGCUGAGGGGGCCGGGACCCGCCCAGGGCCCCCGGGAAAGGAGGCCGGAUCCCGUGGUGCUGGAGAGGCCGGGGGAGGAAAGGGUGUCGCUAGCACACUCAGGCCUGUGGGCCAGAGGGCAUGGUGCCCACAGCCCCAGUGGUCAGUGGGUUGUGUCGGGGCGGAUGGAGCUUCCAGAGGAGGAUGAGAGUGAGGGGCUGUCCUUUGCCAGCGAUAAGCUCUCCAGGGCUUGCACAGAGCCUGGGGUCAGGCCCCGCGCAGAGGCCCCCCAGGACUCCGGAAGUGAGCAUCCCUCAAAGCCCCACCGUCUGCUGGCCCAGCACCGCCCGUCCAGUCCGUGGCGACCCUCAGCCCGCCAGGCUGGCGCUGGGAGCGCCCCUCUCCUGGGGACCAGAAGGUCUGAGUGGGUGUGAAGAGGGCGGCCAGGCAGCGCAGUGACUGAAAGAAGACUCGAGCCCUAAUAUCACCUUGGCACGUGGGAAAUCUUUAUGUCCCUGGAGAAUAUCAGCAGGCAGGAAGGCCAGCUGGCCUGUGACAAGGACUUCGUGGGACACUCACAGACUUGUACUGUUGAUUUAAUUUAGAUAACCCUGGCUGCUGAAAGAAACCCUUGCAUUCAAAUUUGGACUAGAAGCUAAAAUGAUUCAUUGGAAAGUGUCAGGUUGCUUAGGGAUUAUGCUACACUCUGACUGGUUUGUUGUCUUAUUCUUUAUCAUAGUAGGUGCUUUAUGUAAGCAAGUUCUUUUACAUUAACAGA